This is a messenger RNA of Armigeres subalbatus, 2408 nucleotides long. RefSeq lists its product as uncharacterized. The record is from RefSeq and is a predicted model, not a curated record. NCBI's taxonomy places the organism in Eukaryota, Metazoa, Arthropoda, Insecta, Diptera, Culicidae. Gene Ontology annotation, molecular function: 8-oxo-dGDP phosphatase activity. The transcript is spliced from 4 exons. The coding region runs from base 337 to 1344 and encodes 335 amino acids.
AAACAUUCACCAUUCUAUAAACAACACGACGACGACGCUGAAAUGACGGCGACGACGAUGUAGCCAUAUACACAAGGACCAGAAACGGCGCUGUGCUGCAGCAAUCACAGUGUGCGGUGCGGUAUACAUACUGCAAUCCAAAUAGUCUCUCGCUUUCGCCGACGCCGCUCGCCGUCGUCGUCAGUGGGACUAGGCCUACUGCGGUGGUAUUGACUUUAAAAGUGUGACGUUCUGCCUGAAGCGACCAGCAAACAGUGCUUGAUAGUGUCUCCGAGUAAAGGUGGUUUGCCUGACGGACUAACCGACUGAUAGCGGCAGCGAUUAUUAAACUAAGCAAUGACUGCGAAUAUAAGUGACGAAGAGGAGCUCAAGAUGUCUAGAUUGCUGAAGUUAGCUCAGAAAUUCAACUGUUUCUACCUUAAUGGCCUAGCAAAGGGCGAGUGUCGACCAUUCGUCAUCGAUGGACAACAAGUAGGACUGAUUAGCCAGAAUGUCAUGGAACAAUUGUUGAAGUAUCCAGAGGUAUUCUGUAUUAAAGAUGCUGAACAGGGUAAACAGAACAUCGUCGAGUUGAACCCGGCGUUCCGCGACUACACCGAACGCUCGGAACAGGUCGACCGAAUACUGCAAGAAUUCCGAUCUCAGGGUAUAUUCGUCGCUCUCAAAGGAUGGCGCAACGAAUGCUUCGAAGUGCGCAGCGUGUUCGGUUCGCUCAUGAAAAUGGAACGAUCGGCCACGUCAAUGUUCGGAGUGCGCAACUUUGGCGUAACGAUCAACGGGUACAUCCAGCAUCCACUGAAGGGGCUGUGCAUUUGGCUGCAGCAACGGGCCGACACCAAGCAGACAUGGCCCGGCAAGUGGGACAACAUGGUUAGCGGAGGCCUUUCCGUAGGUCAUGGUAUCUACGAGACGGCCGUCAAGGAAGCCGCCGAGGAGGCAUCCAUUCCGGAGCAUCUGCUGAACAAUCUCGUCUCGGCCGGCUGUGUAUCGUUUUUCUUCGAGAGCGAACGGGGCCUGUUCCCCAAUACGGAAUUCGUGUACGAUCUGGAACUGCCAGAAGACUUCGUGCCUGUGAACAGCGACGGAGAGGUACAAGACUUUCAAAUGCUGCCAGCGGAUGAGUGCCUGGAGAGGAUAUACGCGCCGGAUUUCAAGACCACCAGCUGCCCGGUUGUGGUCGACUUUAUGAUCCGCCAUGGAAUUAUUACGCCGGAGAAUGAGAAAAAUUUCACUCAGAUCGUUGAGCUCCUGCACGUGCCGCUACAAUCGCUCUACAACUAUCGGACGCCACCCCAAACAAACGGCCUCAACAGUAGCAACGGAUUCAAGAAUGGUCGUAUCUAAACGGAUCGAUCGCGCAGUGAAGUGAAAUAGAUUAGCCCAAAAGGAUAAACUUCUAGGCGGAAUAUAUCCUGGAACGAUAGAUACAGGUUUUUACGGAAAUUGAUUGCAGUUAGGCUAUUUACAUUUAAAAUUAUUAUUAUUAUAUAUACAUUACACUCAUAUAUGCUACGUAGGUGUUCUUGUCUUGUCGUUUUCAAAAAGCAAAUCAAUCUACUAAAUCUAUAUAAUCUAUUAUUACUCUACACUAGGAGCCUCAGAAACCAAUUGAAUCUUGCAAGUUACAAUCUUACCUUCGGAUUUGUUUCGAUUCGUUCCGCGCGGCGGGUGUCGCCUGUUCUCGACGACACCCAGCAAGACAACCAACAGUGAACGAAGAUAUUUUCAUGUACGUAGACUAAAUAAAUGUAGAUUCUGUUUCUAUUUUCAUGUUUACUCUAUUUACAAGCGGCUAAGAACUCUUUUAACAAGUCUGUAUUUGCUGAUUUUUAAAAACUCUAUUUAUAUCUAUCUAUUAAGCAAAUGCGAAAAUGUUACAAAACAAAUGGUAUUAACUUCCGCUUGCGACGUUCGUCUUCUCCUUGAGAACUGUUUAAAACCCCAUUUAGUAAAUGCGUGAUUCAGAAUCGCCAUCCAAAGUAUACAAACAUUUAUCAUUAAGCUUGGUAGCAGUACGUUUGUAAGAGAUUUUAUAGUUUAGGACAAGUUUAGGAUUCAGUUCGAUUGUUGAUAAAAGCAGUGCUUGAAAAACAAAUUAUAUUUAUUUAUUUAUUUUAAAAAGCGCAUAGUGUUGGUGGAAUAAGUCUUAACAUAUUUCGUUUAAAAAACGAAAGAGAGUUCUCAAUAACUGAUCUAAGCAUAUGUGUUCCGAAAUGAUUAUUUUCUUCUCCGCAGCACCAUAACACAAGAAUGUUAUCAGAUUACAGCAAUGGAUAACUUUGCAAUAAUAAUAAAGGUAGCACGACAAAACGUUUGUAAUUUCAUAGUUUUGUGGUGAUUUUAACUCACCUGCACACGCGUUGACAUGAUUUUUACCGAAAAUAUACUAGACAUGUUCUUCAACUGAA